Messenger RNA from Myripristis murdjan (pinecone soldierfish), 598 nucleotides. RefSeq lists its product as uncharacterized. The record is from RefSeq and is a predicted model, not a curated record. Lineage: Eukaryota; Metazoa; Chordata; Actinopteri; Holocentriformes; Holocentridae. The transcript has 5 exons. Bases 251 to 598 code for a protein of 115 amino acids.
AUGUGACCCUUGUCCUCUGGCCUACGGGAUAUGUAUGAACCCUUGCGGGCAUUCACAAUGUGGAUAGACACCUACGGUCAAACUGCUGCCCAGUGAAACGACUACCUGGUGAGACAUGGCGUGUGUGUGCACGAAUAUAGCUUUUCACACACAUUAACAUGUAAGGUUAAAUGCAGUGAUUUACACUGGAUGGUCUUUAGUCAGUGAUCUGUUUCUUAGUCCAAAACCUGGAUCCAACCCUACAUCUACCAUGCCUCUGCAGAAGGACGCCCUCAGAGAGGUCUGGACACAUGACAGGCCCCAAGAGGACAAUGCUGCUGCUUCAACAUUGCGUCUGCAGGAAAAGAAACCAAAAAAGAAGAAAGAGGAGGCCAAUGGCACCACAGAGGCCAAGUCAAACGGAACCGAAGCCAAGCCCAAAAAAACAAAGAGCAAGAAGAGCGAGGAUGUGUCAGAAGACGAGAGCCCUGCCAUUCAAAAUGGAAAGAAGGUGAAGAAAAAGAAACCAGAAAAGGAUAAAGAAGGAGCAGAGAAGGAAAAAGAGAAAGAGCCAAAGAAGAAAGCCAAAAGUGCUCCAAAAAAGAAGAAAAGGUUGUAA